AUGCCAAUGAGGAUACUGAUCGUCCGCUCGGCCGUGACGGACUACGAUCGUCCCUUGAGAUUGCCCCGGGCUAUUACUUCUCCAUUGACUCCAUCGGAGGCUACGGUGGACGAUGCUCUCCAUGCCUUGAGAGAUAUCUCUUUCGGAGUGCUCGCAUCACUGGAACAGGCUGCUGCGAACAUUCUCGCCGUUCUUCCUCUCAUACGACACGUGCAUGAAAUCAUCGAAAGUAUAGAGGAGAUUGACAACUGGAAAGGCGAUCCGAAAUAUGAUCUAGGAGAUGCGACGAUGAGGGUCGUGACCAUGGUCGAGUGGUACCUCGAUGCGUCGUACAACCGUGACGGGUGUUGUGAUCUUCAGUGGCUCGUGGAUCUUGUUGAGAGGGCGUCGUCCGAGAUCAUCCAACUCACCAGAUACUUCGCUAUCUCAUUCGAUGAGAGCCUCUUCUCAGCUCCCUCAGUCCUCAGAAAGAUGAUAUCCACAAUGGAGGACGUCGCGACUAUCUUGAGCAAUCUGGCGGAUUGUGUCUCUUGUGUGCGGUGGGAUCUUUUGGAGCAUGUCGGGUUUCCGGUUCCGGUUGUUUCUUGUCCAAAAGAGGGUGGAUGUUGA
Molecule: messenger RNA, 609 nt
Organism: Stereum hirsutum FP-91666 SS1
Lineage: Eukaryota; Fungi; Basidiomycota; Agaricomycetes; Russulales; Stereaceae
Exons: 4
Coding region: 1-609 (202 amino acids)
Source: RefSeq, a predicted model, not a curated record